GGGGCGCCUCGCCAGCGGGCCGGGCCGGGCAGCGGUCGCGGCGGGGGCCGGCAGUGCCCUCCCCGGAGCGGCGGCAGGAGGACGGCAGGGAAGGACGCGCUGACAGAGCCGGCAGCAGCCAGCACGCCGUUCGAAGAUGUCGGGUCAGACGCUGACAGAUCGCAUCGCAGCUGCUCAGUACAGCGUUACGGGAUCGGCCGUAGCCAGAGCCGUCUGCAAAGCCACCACGCAUGAAGUGAUGGGGCCCAAGAAAAAGCACCUGGACUACUUGAUCCAAGCAACUAAUGAAACAAACGUGAACAUCCCUCAGAUGGCUGAUACGCUUUUUGAGCGAGCGACGAAUAGCAGCUGGGUGGUCGUGUUCAAAGCCUUAGUCACCACACAUCAUCUCAUGGUCCAUGGCAAUGAGAGAUUUAUUCAGUACCUGGCAUCUAGAAACACAUUGUUCAAUCUCAGCAAUUUUCUGGACAAAAGUGGAUCUCAUGGUUAUGACAUGUCCACCUUUAUUAGGCGUUAUAGUAGAUACUUGAAUGAAAAAGCAUUUUCCUACAGACAAAUGGCAUUUGACUUUGCAAGAGUGAAGAAAGGAGCUGAAGGUGUAAUGAGAACAAUGGCUCCUGAAAAGCUGCUGAAGAGUAUGCCAAUAUUACAGGAACAAAUUGAUGCACUACUUGAAUUUGAUGUUCAUCCAAAUGAACUGACAAAUGGUGUCAUAAAUGCUGCAUUCAUGCUUCUGUUCAAAGAUCUCAUCAAACUUUUUGCUUGCUACAAUGAUGGGGUUAUUAACUUACUAGAGAAAUUUUUCGAAAUGAAAAAGGGACAAUGUAAAGAUGCUCUUGAAAUCUACAAACGAUUUCUAACUCGAAUGACCAGAGUAUCAGAGUUUCUUAAAGUUGCAGAGCAAGUUGGAAUUGACAAAGGUGAUAUCCCUGAUCUUACACAGGCUCCCAGCAGUCUCAUGGAGACCCUUGAGCAACAUUUAAACUCACUGGAAGGAAAAAAACCUGGCAACAAUGAAGGAUCUGGGGCUCCUUCUCCUCUGAGCAAGUCUUCUCCAGCCACAACUGUUACAUCUCCUAGUUCUACUCCAGCAAAAACUAUUGAUACAUCUCCUCCAGUUGAUCUUUUUGCAACUUCAUCUACAGCUGCUCCAGUCAGCUCUUCCAAGCCAUCCAGUGAUCUUUUGGAUCUUCAGCCAGAUUUUGCCAGUGCUGGGCAGGCAGCUCCAGCGCCUGCUCCUGCGGGCGCUGCUGCUGCUGCUGCUGCUGGAGGCACCUCGUGGGGAGACCUCUUGGGAGAGGAUAAUCUGGCUGCACUUUCUGGUGUGACCUCGGAGCCACAGAUUUCAGAUCCAUUUGCCCCAGAGCCUACUGCAGCUGCUGCUCCAACUACUGACACUGCAACCACUACAGCUGCUGCCACGACAGCCACCACUGUCCCUGCUGCCACUGCUGAGGUGGAUCUCUUUGGAGAUGCCUUUGCAGCUUCUCCUGGGGAAGCCCCUGCAGCAGCUGAAGGGGCAGCAGCACCAGCUACCCCAACCCCUGUAGCAGCAGCUCUUGAUGCAUGUUCAGGAAAUGACCCCUUUGCCCCAUCCGAAGGUAGUGCAGAGGCUGCUCCUGAGCUGGACCUCUUUGCUAUGAAGCCAACAGAGACUGCUGUUCCUGUAGUUACCCCUACAACUAGUGCAGCCACUCCAGUUCCUGCAACAACUCCUUCUCCAGCUGCUGCUGUUGCUGCUGCUGCUACUGCUACUACAGCUACUGCCACUACCACCACUACUGCCACCACUUCUGCUACCGCCACCACCUCCGCUCCUCCUGCUCUAGAUAUAUUUGGUGAUUUAUUUGAGUCUGCUCCUGAUGCACCUGCAGCACCUAAACCUGAUGCUACUCCUAGCAUAGAUCUCUUUGGUACAGAUACAUUUUCAUCUCCACAACCUGGAGCUUCUCCUGUGCCUGAGAGUUCUCUCACUGGUGAUCUCUUAUCUGUGGAUGCAUUUGCAGCCCCCUCUCCUCUACCCGCUGCCUCUCCAGCAAAGGUGGAUUCUUCAGGUGUGAUUGACCUAUUUGGUGAUGCUUUUGGAAGUAGUGCUGCUGAACCCCAGCCCACUACCCAGGCUGCUUCUAGUUCCUCAGCUUCUGCAGACCUACUUGCUGGCUUUGGAGGUUCCUUUAUUGCUCCCUCUCCAUCACCAUCCCCAGUCACUCCAGCUCAAACUGGAUUACUACAGCCCAACUUUGAUGCAGCUUUUGGGACAACAGCUCCAACAGCUGGCAGUUCAUUUGAUGCAUCAGUGUUUGAUGGCUUAGGUGAUCUUCUCAUGCCAACUAUGGUUCCUUCUGGUCAGCCUGUAGCACCUGCAGCCACAGCAACAGUCCCUGCUGCAGCAGCAAGCAAAGGCCUCGGGAGUGAUCUUGAUUCGUCUCUCGCAAACUUAGUCGGCAAUCUUGGAAUUUCUGGUACUACUUCUAAAAAGGGAGACCUGCAGUGGAAUGCUGGAGAGAAAAAGUUAACAGGAGGAGCCAACUGGCAGCCAAAAGUAGCACCUGCAACAUGGUCAACUGGUGGUGUCCCAGGUGGUCCUUUGAAAGGCUGGGCAAUACUGUACAGUGUAAGUGAAUUUUUUUUUGACCUCUUACUGCACUUACUAAACAUGAAGAUACUAACAGCACUCACCUGCACUGCAGUUACUACUGCUGGCUUAAAACUAGCUAGAAGCUUCUAACACGGCUCCUCUUGGGCUGUCUGUCCAACAGACAAUUCUCAGCCAGUGGGUUGAAUAUGGCAGUAGUGAUGAACCAUUUCUGUGCUGUAAGCUUGAAAAUUAUCUCUUUACUGCUUUACUUUGAUGUGAACUACCUGAUGAUUUGUACUGCCUGAAAUUUUGAGCUUCUGCAGCAUCAGUCUGAUCUUGUAGUGAUUUUACCAUCUGAGAAGUAAUUGGUGUUUCUGGGAAGCUGGGUAGUUUUGGUAGCAUUUCAUGAAACAUUUGUGUUGUAUAUAUUUCUUCAGAAUCAUGCACUUAGGUACUUUUUGAAAGCAAAGUAACCCGGGUCUGCAGGCAAAAUAAAUAUGAAUGAAAAAAUGAAGCUUUUAUUCGUGUCACUAUUGAACCUUUUAAGUUUUGGUCACUUCUUCCCUUUCUUGUGAACUUUCAAUUCCAGGAUUAAAAUCAGCAGAAUUACAUCAAACCCCAUCCCCUCAAGUGACCUUGUGCUUAGAGGCAGGAGCAGAUUCAGUUUGUAUGGCCAUUUUCUUGGCAUCUGCCUGACUGGAUGUUGAGCUACAGUGUGUUCCUGUAAAAGUGAUCCAACUGCAUCUGAUGUCAUUAACCUGUGUGGUUUAGUGUCUUGCUUUACAUACCUGAUUGUCCAGAUCUUGAUUUUAGUUUGGAGACUCUGCUAGCACAGUACAGUUUUUAACUGAAAUGCUCCCCUGAAACUUUCAGACUGGAAUAGAGUUCAUAAAUUCUUAGCCAGAAAAUGUAGUAGUUUGGAUAAAUAAGUCUGGGACAGGUUAUCUUGACUUGUCUCCAGCUUCUUAAGAAACUGGCAUGUUUUAGCCUGGAAGCAAGGACCAACCAAGGGCACUAAAAUGCAGCAUUCUCAGAAGUGGACUGUACAGUUCCAGCAUAUCUGCAGAGACACACUCUCCUUUGAGCUGUAAGUGUGCUAGCUGCUCUCCAAGUGCUGUGGGGUGUUACUGACUCGAGGUGGGUGGUAAAGAUGUGGAGGCACAGACCAUACAGCUCCUGUAACAGCUUGGGAAAUGGUGUCAGUGUGCUUAGGCCAUGCAAGAGUAGUAAUGAAAUCCUACUGCCCUUUUUACAUCCCUUCCUUGAAUACUUUCUGCCUCUCCUCAGAGCUGUUAAUAAUUUGGAUUGUAUAUAUCUGUGAAAAGGAAAGGUUUAGAUGCCUUCAAGGCUAUAAGGAGACACUGCAUGGGAGUUACAUGGAAGGCAGCCAAAAGGGAUGAUGUGUAGGCUGUGCUAAAUAAGUGAGGUGGGGUGGCCUUUUUAAAGGUGCUCUUGUGCUGUAUAUCCAGUCAGACUACUAAACUAACAGUUCUCCCUGAAUUGUAGUGGAAGAUAACCUUUGUUUUGCCUUUUAUUAUUUGAACUAAAAUCAUACCAAUAUGAAUGAAAAUCAUAGCUAGACAAACUAAACUGCCCUUAGUAAUGGUUCUGAUUGUGGUUUAAGUGUAUUAACUUAUCCUUUAACUUCAAUGAUUCUUGGUGCAUAAUUAUUUUUUCUUCACUGUAAACUAAUUAUAGCAGCUAUUUCCUUUAGCUUUACAAUCUGCUUAAGCUUUUACUAAAAUACAGUGCUACAAUAAGUGUCAUAGUGUGUUAGUUGUUAAGAAAUUUGGGUGCUUUCUUACGCUAUGAGAAGGAGAAGGAAACUCUGUCCUCUUGGGCCUAUUUUGAGUUCUAAUCAGUAAAUGGGCUAUGUUCAUGAGGAGAAUGGAGUCUGUCACCAUUGCUUUCUCAUGAAGGAAGAAGCUGAGCAUAAGGACUCAUUCAGCUCUCUCAUUCCUUGAAGCAUUGUGGUUUUGAGGCUGCAUAUGUGCUGCAUAACAGUCCUACUUUCCAGAGCAGCUUUGAGAAUGCUGGAGACUCUGUGUGAUUUCCAGAUGGUUGCUGUUAGAUUUUUG
Messenger RNA from Zonotrichia albicollis (white-throated sparrow), 4656 nucleotides. Lineage: Eukaryota; Metazoa; Chordata; Aves; Passeriformes; Passerellidae. The record is from RefSeq and is a predicted model, not a curated record.